This is a messenger RNA of Suillus subalutaceus, 2032 nucleotides long. RefSeq names its product general substrate transporter. Gene Ontology annotation, molecular function: carbohydrate:proton symporter activity. Gene Ontology annotation, biological process: transmembrane transport; carbohydrate transport. Bases 173 to 1867 code for a protein of 564 amino acids. NCBI's taxonomy places the organism in Eukaryota, Fungi, Basidiomycota, Agaricomycetes, Boletales, Suillaceae. The transcript has 17 exons. The record is from RefSeq and is a predicted model, not a curated record. Gene Ontology annotation, cellular component: membrane.
GAACGACUGAAACAUUUCGGCCUCCGCAGCUCCAUCCUGAUCCCCAAAAGUCAAUCCUGAGGUCGUCAACAGAUGUAGAUAUGGGCUCCCAUUUGUCAGGACCGAAGCUGGAAGCCGCCCAAGUAUAUAAAUCUCGUUCUUCGACAAUAAUAAUCAAUACCUGCGCAGUACUAUGUCUCUUCCUCCAUCUGACCAGGAGAAACAUCUGCCAUCUAUUGGAGAAAAGACUGACACUGACCAUGAGCAGAUAAAUCAACAAUUCGACUUGGAUCCAGUAGAUAUCGCUGCUCAUGCGCCGUCCCUGCGCGGUCGUAAGCUAACGGCUGCAGUGGCGUUUGUGGCAGGAACUGGAUUCACACUCCUUGGGUAUGACCAAGGCGUCAUGUCGUCACUAAUUACGGGUAAUCAGUUUGAGGCUUCCUUCCCUGAAGUCGUAGUAGAGGCCAGCCACCCCAAUCACGCAACUCUUCAGAGCUUCAUAAUUGCCAUUUAUGAAGUGGGCUGUCUCUUCGGUGCUCUGUCCAAUCUUUGGGUGGGAGAUAGGCUUGGUCGCCGUAGAACAAUUUUUUUAGGAGGCAGCAUAAUGAUGAUCGGGGCAAUUCUGCAAAUAACUGCGUUUUCUUUCGCACAGUUGACUUUUUCUCGUAUCCUCACAGGCUACGGAAAUGGUCUGAUAACAUCAACGGUGCCAACAUAUCAUGCAGAGCUCUCCCCUUCCGCAAAGAGGGGUCGAAUGAUCAUGAUGGAGGGGACUCUGAUUGUGGUUGGAGUAUCCAUUGCCUAUUGGGUUGAUUUAGCACUGUUCUUCGUGAAUUGGUCGUCUGCUCAGUGGAGAGUUCCGAUAGCUUUGCAGUUGGUGUUUGAAAUCAUUGUGGUGACGUGCAUUGGAUUCCUUCCCGAGUCACCGAGAUGGUUGGUGAAGCAUGGUCGGAAUGCAGAAGCGAUGGCCGUUAUAUCCGCAAUGGAAGACAAACCUCCCACUGAUCCAGAAGUUCAGCGCACGUACUACGGUAUUCGUGAAGCUGUUGCUGUCGAAACAUCUAGUCAAGGUUCAUUACGUGAACUCACUACCGGGGGUCGCAGUCAAAACUUCAGACGAACAGCCAUUGCUGUGGCAUGUCAGAUGAUGCAGCAGCUGACCGGAAUCAACCUCGUUACCUAUUACGCUACUAUUGUAUUCCAGCGUCUUGGUCUCUCCGAUGUCAACGCGCGGAUUACCGCUGCUGCCAACGGCACAGAAUAUUUCCUUGCUUCUUUUAUUGCUUAUUAUGCAAUAGACUAUGUUGGCAGGCGCCAACUCAUGCUGAUUGGAACAAUCGGCCAAUGCAUCGUGAUGCUGCUCUUGGCUAUCUUAGGAUAUAUUAACAAUAAGCCAGCGCAGAUUGCGAGCGUAGUCAUGUUAUUCGGCUUCAAUACGUUUUUUGCUAUUGGGUGGCUUGGAAUGGCCUGGUUAUACUGCGCUGAGCUUGCUGGGCUCAGAACCCGUGCACCAACAAAUGCACUAAGCACGGCGUCAAACUGGACUUUCAACUUUGUCGUCGUGAUGGUCGUUGGGCCAUCUUUUAACAACAUCUCCUGGAGAACCUACAUCGUUUUUGCAGCAUUGAAUGCAGCCAUUAUUCCAGUUGUUUACUUUUUCUUCCCCGAAACUGGCGGUCGGUCUUUAGAAGACCUCGACGUUGUGUUUGCGUUGGCGCACAUUACUGGUGAAGAUCCUGUCAAGGUUUCGCUUCGGAAAGAUAUCCCGCUUGCUGGAUCGCGAGAGGCGGACGAGAUUCUUGGUGUUAGCACAGGCGUUCAAUAUCAUCACGCGACAAAACCUUUGACGUCAUUCUCGUUAUCGAGUGAAACAAGGACACCGGUCUAGGUGCGAUGGUCACUGUUGGUUACGGUUGAGUUUGACGAAGGUUAGGUGUGUAGCUUCUAGAAUGCACAGAAAGUGUAUGUAUGCAUAAAGUACGGUAACCCGAGCUAGGGUAGAGGGGCGAGUUGAGUUAGUUGAGUCAGGCAUGUUUUCUAUGUAUGUAUUUCG